AUGCGCCCUGUUUACGGACUCACUCCCUUUACAUACCAAGGCCCACGGAGUAAGAAGCUGGAGUCUCGAAGUACCAUCAUGCGUCGAAAGGACCUUCUUGGUCUCGAAGAGGCUAAACACGGCGAGAUCAUGUAUUGUCCGAGUGGCAAAGAGGAGUGGAGUACGGAUGAGCUUGGGCUGUCCGAGCAGAGCCCGGCCCCACCCCCUCCGGGCAAUUUAGUCCAAUCGGCUGGCUUCGUAGUUGGUUUGGACGAAUUCGAUGGUGGUGUCUCCAGAAGCUCGGUGGGAGUGCUUGAUCAGUCCAUGCUAGAGAUGCGGCUGGCAGGCGACUUUUACAAUGUGCCGGAGAAUGUUCCACGAGGGGUGCAGCUGGAGGAUCCGGGCAUGUUCCACACGCCGUUUCCAGGAGAGGAAGCUUCAUUCCGGCUUGACAGAAUGCCUUUUGAUUUUGACCACAAGUCUGGCUCCGUAGUGCAGAAGGUCCAGGAUUUUCCCGAGCUUUCUUUUCCCGCACACGUCAUGCCAGCUCAGGAGCCUCCAGGUGGCUGCCUGAACACCUGCGUGGAACUCCGAAACGUCCACGCACGCGAGGCCUUCACUUGCGCCUUCAACUUUUUCAAGACGAAGGCAUCAGCAUCCUUCUCCAAUGGCAAAGUCAGAGAGCAGAAAUUGGCCAUGAAGGCAACUGUGUUCCACACAAGCUGCAGCGGAGUGCUCGUCAGCUGUUUGCUGAAGGCGCGUAUCUUCUCAGCAGCAGAAGAUCCUUCGAAGCUCCUCUUCGAGUGCACCGGGCAAGCUUACCAAGGGGCGGUUAUGCUCCAGUGUCUCGAGCUUCAUGAUAGUUUCGGGGGCUACCUGAAACAUUUCAUGGCGCACUAUGGCCACUUCUUCAGGGAGAAGCAAGAAACGCACUUGUUUGUCUACAGCAAGCUUCAUCAGGAGUUUAAGGACAACCUGGAGAAGGCCGUCUCAGAAUGGUUGGCCGCGAAAGGCUUGACUGAGUGGCACCUGGAGGCCAUCCUGGAGUACGCGAAGGAGACGUCAGACGUGGAAACCUCUGGAAUCGUCGCAGCCAUGCUGAGGCUUCUCGAGUACCACACAUGGAUCGAAUACAUUUUUGGACUCAAAGAAAGUCCCGAGAUUCAAGAGCUUCUGUCGGAGCAGUGGAGUCAACCCGGAUGGGAGCGUAUUGGAGACAGUGAAGUUGACUGGACGGUGAGACGGUGGGAGGCAUGGACUGACGAAGAGUGGCAUGCCUGGUGGGCAUCCCGCCAGCAGUGGUCUGACGAAGAGUGGGAGGCAGUCUUGAACUUCUGGAAGACCUUUGAUUCCUUUCCGUUCCUUGCCGUCUUUGCAGCCGGUCAUAGUGUGCUGGCUAUGGAAUACCCACAGUUCCGACGCUGCAGCGGCGACGCACUGGCCUUCGCACAUGCUUUCGAGGAGGCGUCCAAACACUUGCGGUCCAACCUCAUGGCGGACGCCGACGUGAGCCGUGACAGCGACGCGAUUCACGACAGGAUCCCGGGCACAGGUGAGGAGCACAAUCAAAUUCAACCCCUCGUUGAUAUGGUUGCUGCUGGCAGUCCGUCCACCUUGGAGGCUGAAGCAGUCGCAGCCCUGGCAGCCUUGGCCCUGAGCGCUGACCCAGCAGGGACCACAGCCUUGCUGGCUGCGCUCCGAGAUGUGCAGAAGACCCUUGUCGAGCUUUGCGUGAACAGCAGCACCUCUAUCGACACAGCGUACCCGGCGGCGAGACUUGUCUCCAAGCUGGUGUGCAAAUCGGAUGUAGAUGCGGAGGCUCAACAGAUCGCAUGUGACCUCACCCGAGCAGUGUGCGGAGCCACACAUCUUGAUUCCUUGGUGCGUGGGGAGCUAGCGGAGGCAGUUCGAGCCGUUGCUAGGAAACGCACUAUGCAGCUCCCCAUGCAGAGUGGUCUAGAUGAGCGCCAGCUGGCACAGGCCUUACAAACACUGGAGGAGCCUGGGCCCUUCAUGAAGCUGCAAGAUGGGGUGAUGGCGUAA
Molecule: messenger RNA, 2022 nt
Organism: Symbiodinium sp. CCMP2456
Lineage: Eukaryota; Dinophyceae; Suessiales; Symbiodiniaceae
Source: the annotation of a GenBank genome assembly